This is a messenger RNA of Peromyscus eremicus (cactus mouse), 4214 nucleotides long. Its product is annotated as zinc finger protein 14-like. Lineage: Eukaryota; Metazoa; Chordata; Mammalia; Rodentia; Cricetidae. The transcript is spliced from 4 exons. The coding region runs from base 93 to 1628 and encodes 511 amino acids. Gene Ontology annotation, biological process: regulation of transcription by RNA polymerase II. The record is from RefSeq and is a predicted model, not a curated record. Gene Ontology annotation, molecular function: RNA polymerase II cis-regulatory region sequence-specific DNA binding; copper ion binding; DNA-binding transcription factor activity, RNA polymerase II-specific. Gene Ontology annotation, cellular component: nucleus.
UGGAGCCCGUAUAGCUGCGGGGGAGGGUCGUGGCGCUUUCCCUCGCGACCGUCACUUCUGCCGAUAGCAGGCUCCUUGGAGAGGACACUAGGAUGCGCCACAAGCAGAGAAUGGAGUCAGUGACCUUUGAUGAUGUGGCUGUGAACUUCACCCUAGGAGAAUGGGCUUUAUUGGAUUCUAGUCAAAAGAAGCUCUACAGAGAUGUGAUGACAGAAACCUUUAUGAACCUGAUCUCCAUAGGUAAAACAAAGGAAAAAGAAAAUAUUGAAGACAACUACCAAAAUCUCAGGAAAAAUGUGAGAACUCAGGUGGUUGAGAGAAACUGUGACUAUGGAGAUGGUGGUCAGUGUGGAGAAACCCAGCACCAGAUUCCAGAGCAUAUUGUUCAAAGAGACAUGCUUCCUGAAGUAACAAUAUAUAAAAAUGGUGUGCUUGCAAGAGACAUCAUUGUUCAUUCAUCCUCACAUGUACACCCCAGCUAUGAAAUGACAGAGAAACCCUAUGGGUCUCAGGAACAAGUGGAGAAAACUUUUACACAUGAGAAAUGUUGGAAAGAUUUGACUUAUUCUGAGUCCUUUCAGGUAAAUCAAAGUCUUCCUAGAGAGACAGCCUAUCAAAAUAAGCAAUCUAAUGAAGUCUGUAGGAGUCUCAAUUCUGAUCAGUGUUGUGAGAGAAUUCACACUGGAGAUAAACUCCAUGAAUGGAAGCAAGUUGAGAAAGCCUUCUGGAGGUACAGUUAUGGUCAAAUAUAUGAAAAAAUCACCAUUGGAGAGAAAUCGUUUAUGUGUAAACAGUAUGACAAAGCCUUGGUUAAUUCCAGUCACCUUAUUAAACAUGAAAUAAUUCAUCCUGAAGAGAAGUGUUAUACAUGUAAGCAAUGUGGGAAAGCAUUCAGAUAUUCCUCAUCCCUCCAGAACCAUGAAAGAAUUCAUAGUGGGGAGAGGCCAUAUGUAUGUAAGCAAUGUGGAAAAGCCUUCAUUCGUUCCUAUGACCUUCUCAUCCAUGAAAGAAUUCACAGUGGAGAAAAACCUUAUACUUGUGAGCAUUGUGGAAAAUCUUUCACUCAUUAUAGUGGCUGGUACAGUCAUGAAAGGAUUCACACUAGAGAGAAACCCUAUGUUUGCACACAGUGUGGGAAAGCGUUUUCAUGUUCUACAUCAUUUCGGAGGCAUGAAAGAAUUCACACUGGCGAGAAACCAUAUAUAUGUAAGCAUUGUGGAAAAGCCUUUACCCAUUCAAGUGCUCGUUACAUUCAUGAGAGAAUUCACACCGGAGAGAAACCCUAUGUUUGCAAGCACUGUGGGAAGGCAUUUCUUCGUGCCAGUCAUCUUAACAACCAUGAAAGAAUUCACACUGGGGAGAAACCCUAUGUUUGUAAGCAUUGUGGGAAAGCCUUCAUCCAACGUGAUGCUUGUUAUAAUCAUGAAAGAAUUCACACUGGAGAGAAACCAUAUGUAUGUAAGGAAUGUGGGAAAGCAUUUAGGAUUUCCACAUCCCUUCGUGACCAUGAAAGAAUUCAUACUGGAGAAAAACCUUAUGUAUGUAAUUAUUGUGGGAAAGCAUUUAGGGUUUCCACUUGCCUUCACAAACAUGAAAGAGCUCACGUGGAAAAGAAACCCAGUGGGUAGGACUUAAAACCAUAUACAUCAUGUGGAAUUGUCUUUGGUCAACUUGCUGUUAUUGUGGGGUAUGAAAAAAAAAAUGGUGUGGAGGGCCAGUGAGAUGGCUCAGGGGUAAAAGCACUUGCCACCAAGCUUGGUAAACUGAGUUGGGUUCUCAGAACCCAUGUGAAGAGAGAGAACUGAGUCCCCAAAUUUUUCCUCUGACUUGCACACAUGCCAUCAUUUGCAUACACAAUCUCCCACACAUGUAUAAAUAAAGGGGAUAUUUUAAAAUACCUUUUUUUUUUUUUUUGAGACAGGAUUUCUCUCUAGCCCUGGCUAUCCUGUAACUUGCUAUAUAGACCAGGCUGGCCUCAGACUCGGAGAUACACCUGCCUCUUCCUCCUGAGUACUGGAAUUAAAGGUGUGCACCACCACAGCCCAGCUUUAAAAUACAUUUUCACGAUUUUUUUAAAUUUUUAAUUAUGUGUAGGUGUGUGGGUAUGUGCAUGUGAAGGUUAGUGUGUACAGAGGCCAGAGGUGUCAGAUUCCCUUGGAGCUGGAGUGACAGGUGGUUGUGGGCUACCCAGUGUGAGUGCUGGAAAUCCCAUAAGUAUAAUAUUUUUAUAAAAGGCUGGAAAGAGCUGGAAUAGGAGGCCUGACCGUGUAAAUUCAGACACGUCCAAAAUGUGACAUUAGAUGAAAACCAUUUCUGCCAAAUGUGCUAAGGCACAUUUUUUUUAAAUACUAUGUUUUACAUAGAUUAUAAUUUAUGAAGAUUACAUUUUUGUAGGUAUAUGUACUUGUGUGCACACACGCUAGAGUGCACAUGUGGAAGUGGACAGCCUUUAGGAGUCUCUUCUGCUGUUCCCACUAUGUAGGUCCUAAGAAGGAACUCAGGUCGUCUGAGUUCAAAACAAGAACCUUAACCUGUGAACAGUCUUGCUGGCCCUGGUGCAUGCCUUUUACUCACUAGGGAAGUAGAGGCUAGAGAGUUACAACAUCGAAUACAGUUAGGAACCCUUUCCAACUGAAUGAAAAAUUCAACACUAAAAGUAUAAGCUGUAUGUUGUCUCAAAUAAAGUGAAAGGGAAUUUUCUUCUGUAUGUUGUAAAAGUAAGAAAUUUGAACACUCUGAGCAAUUGUAUUCUUUUGAAAGUGUGAUUUUGUGGAAUUUGUGGAAAAUAUUGACAUGAUUUUGCCUGUCAUCUAUCUUUGGAAAAACUGAGGCUGUCAAAAUACUGUCUUGAAGAACAACAAUAGCAACAGUAUAAACUAUAUGUAUUGAUGUCUUUUAGUUUGAUAAAUCAAGUUUUGUAUUGAAAUAAGAUCUUUGCGUGAAAAAGGACUUUUAAACAUGGAUGUUUUUCUCUUUUAUAUUGGAUCUGUAGUGGACAUGUUGUUUGGGGGUGACCCCAAAGCGUCUUGGAUUUUUUUCUAAGAAAUGGUCAUGAAAAUGAUUGUUUUAAAGACUACUAUGAAGUUGAAGCCUUCUUUCUGUGGUCUGAUACAAUCAGUGGUAGGCAUGUAACCCAACCUUAGCCUCAUUGUACUCUGUGUUCUGGAACUUUGGACCAAAAAGUCAUGCAGAUGCACACAUCUGGCAUUUGCUAUUCCCACUGCUGUGCCCAGACAGAGUGAUGAAAUGGGUGUCAUAGUUGAGGUGCCUUGCAUAAAUCUUCCAUCGUCAGGUCAAUUCUCCAGCCUCCUGAAGAUUCUGUGAGUCCCUAAAAUCCUUCCAAUAAAGCUUUUUGUUAAAUUAAAUUUUAAAAAAAAGAAAGAAAGAAGUAAGGUCUUGUUUUGUAGACCAGGCUGGCUUCUGCCUCACUGAGAUUGCCUCUGCUUUCCAAGAGAUGAUAUUAAAGGUGUGUGCCACCAAGUCACCAUCAAUUUUAUUUUAAUGGGCAUUUUCUGAAAAUCAAGUGAGGUGAUACCUUUUUCCAUUUCAUGUGAAUCUGUGUUUGAUUCAUGAAGUUGAAGUACCUUUGUGAGAGUCCAGGAGACUUAAUUUAUAUGUAGUUUUUGAAUAAUGUAGUUCAUUUGAAAUUAAAAAUAGGCUGCUUGUUAAUUGUUAGUGUUUCCAAUUGUCAUUACAUGGGAGGUUAUGUUUUUCUUAUUAUUCAUUGGCAGUUUCCUUAACAUUUAUAUGUACACUUGGAUUUUCUAAUAGUAAAGUUUCUUACAUAGAUUUUGUAGUUUUUACUUUAAAAUAUAUAUUUUCUUCAAGUAAGAUUUUUUUUGGUGGGGGGGAAUGGCUUUGUGAGUAAAGGCAUUUCCCAUAAAGCCUGAGGAUCUGGGUUGGAUUCUUAGAACCCACAAAACAACAUGUGAUACUCAUUUGUUUGGAUAAAUUCUCAUUGGUCCUACAUAUGUAGCUCAAAGUUUACACCACAUUUGAACAGGAUAAUCAGGAAUCUGUAGAAAGGCCCAAGAUAAGGAGUAUGGGAAAUACUUAAUUUUUUUCCUAAUGCUCUCUAAACUUUUACUUUAUUAAAAUACAAUUACAUCACUACUCCUUCAAUAUUCCCCCCAACUCCCACCCAAAUUCCCUGUUAUUUCACUGCUGUUAACAGGUACAUAUAAAUGGAUAAAUAAAUGAAUACAAUCUGCCGA